AUGGCUGCCCUGAUCCGGGGGCGGCCUCGUUGUCGGUGUUCUUGGAUCACCACCAGUUUUGGACUAGCCACAGGUCGAAGCCUGUCUUCCUCUGCGAGGAAUCCGUCCUCAGCCGACGCACAGGAAGUGGCAGAAGCAUUUCUGAACAAGUUCUCCAAGGGACAGACAUUUGUACGCAAACAGUUGCUGGAUGCCAACCAGCUACGACUCUUUUCCCUCACGUUGGAUCGGCCACACCUGUGGCCUAGCUCAGCCUUGCUAUCCAAGACCUUGGAGGAGACGGAGCCCCUUCCAGGCACACCCGUCCCGGCGGGAUACCAUCUAAUUUACUUUACACCAGCCCAAUUACCCGGCAUCUUGGGGCUAGACGGCACGGAUGCAUCAUUCAAUCCGGAGGCGCCGUUCACACGACGCAUGUGGGCCGGAGGGUCAUGCCACUGGCCAGGGGCGGACCCCAGUCGAAGUGAGCUGGCGCUGUUGAGGGUUGGCGACACAGUGACGGAGGUGACCAAGGUGCUGAGCUGCGUGCCUAAGGUGAUCCGAAAGACCGGCGAGAGUAUGCUGGUUGUCGGAGUCGAAAAAGAAUUCAGGAAUGGCAAGGAUGAGCUCUGCGUGGUCGAUCGACGAAACUGGGUGUUCAGACCGGCUUUGGAUCCCUCGAGACCCGCCUCCGUGGUGCCGAAGCGGCCCGAAUUGUCUCGGACUGAACUCGAGGAAGCAGCCAGGGGCAAGAUAGUCCGCGAGUACACCCGCAGCGAGGUGACGCUCUUCCGCUUCUCGGCCUUGACGUUCAAUGCCCAUCGCAUUCAUUAUGACAAGGCUUGGGCUACCCAAGUUGAAGGCCAUAGGGGCGUGGUCGUCCAUGGACCCAUGAAUCUGAUUGCGAUGCUCGAUCUCUGGCGUGACGAGACUGUCGACCAGGGAGUGGGCACAGCACGCAAUGAUAUUGUGUACCCCGAGAAGAUCGACUACCGGGCUACUAGUCCUGUCUACUCGACAGAGCCGUAUCGGGUGAUGAUGCCGGCCGAGGCUGUCGAUGCGAAGGAGGCUGAUGUGACGGUGGUCAGCAACGAUGGUACGGUUUGCAUGAAGGGGACCGUGACCGAUUGGUCAUGA
This is a messenger RNA of Capronia coronata CBS 617.96, 1116 nucleotides long. RefSeq names its product mesaconyl-C4 CoA hydratase. The coding region runs from base 1 to 1116 and encodes 371 amino acids. The record is from RefSeq and is a predicted model, not a curated record. Gene Ontology annotation, molecular function: (3R)-hydroxyacyl-[acyl-carrier-protein] dehydratase activity. The transcript has a single exon. Gene Ontology annotation, cellular component: mitochondrion. NCBI's taxonomy places the organism in Eukaryota, Fungi, Ascomycota, Eurotiomycetes, Chaetothyriales, Herpotrichiellaceae.